AUGCCAUCGACUACCAUAUCCGAGCAAAUACAAAACAAGUUUGAUGUAAUUUUGGCAAGUUCAUCGCCUAGAAGAUAUCAGAUCCUCCACGAUGUCAUGGGGCUCCGCGACUUGAAGCUUAUGAAGCCGUCAUUUGAAGAGGACUUGGAUAAGGCUCUCUACAGGAACGAUCCGAUCCGCUACGUUCGUGACACUUCCUUCUGCAAAGCACAAGGGAUCGCCAAAGAUCUGGAGGCCCAGAAUGAUGCGAAAGACCCCAAGGAAAAACUGAUCAUAUGUGCAGAUACGAUUGUGAUUGACACGGAUAAUAUCAUCUAUGAAAAGCCAGGCACCAAGGAUGCUCAAUUGGCCAAUCUGAAGAAAUUUUGUUACUCCGACAAAGGUCACCCGCUGAGAGUCGCAACAGCGGUCACUGUAAUCCGGUGGCGGGACGGCAAGAACUACGACAUACGUGAUCCUUUCCACGAGAUCACAGAGCUGUAUUGCGAUGGCCAGAUACCAAUCGAGCUGCUCGAAGAGUACGUCGAGAGCGGUGAAGGCGUUGCGGUAGCCGGAGGACUAAUGAUCCAGGGCAUCAGUGGUAUCGUAAUAAAGACAAUCAACGGCGACUACAACAACGUCGUCGGCUUACCACUGAACAGGACCUUCCAAGCCAUCUAUCAAGAGCUGAAUAGCUAG
Torulaspora globosa is the source of this 678-nucleotide messenger RNA. Its product is annotated as nucleotide diphosphatase. The coding region runs from base 1 to 678 and encodes 225 amino acids. NCBI's taxonomy places the organism in Eukaryota, Fungi, Ascomycota, Saccharomycetes, Saccharomycetales, Saccharomycetaceae. The transcript has a single exon. Gene Ontology annotation, molecular function: nucleoside triphosphate diphosphatase activity. The record is from RefSeq and is a predicted model, not a curated record.